UUAAACUUAACCUACAAUUUAUAUGAAAAAAGACUGAUAUUUAAAAGUUUUAAAUGUGAUUAAUGUGUUUUUAUUUUAAUUAGUUAAUAUGAAACAAGAUGCCAAAGUGUUCCUUAUAUUGAUAUUUAUUCGGUUGUUAUCUGUGUAUAUUGUUAAAACAUGGUUUGUACCUGAUGAGUAUUGGCAAUCUUUAGAAGUUGCUCAUAGAUUGGUUUUUAAUUACGGUUAUUUAACUUGGGAAUGGACUCUAGGCAUAAGGAGCUACGUCUAUCCUUUACUAAUUGCUAUACUUUAUAAAAUCCUUCAAGUUUUGAGUGUGGACUUCCCUACUGCCAUUGUAAUGGGCCCACGAAUAUUGCAAGCUGUAUUAAGUGCAUAUUCAGAUCUUUGUUUAUAUAGAUGGACUAAUAGAAAAAAUUGGGCUUUAUUUUUGAUUGUAUUUUCUUGGUUCUGGUUUUAUUGUGCUUCCAGAACCUUAAUUAAUACAUUUGAAACAUGUUUAACUACAAUUGCACUGACAUUAUUUCCUUGGGAUGAGAAAAACCGUGGUAAUUACCAUGGAGAAAUAACGAAACCCAAUUGUUCAGUCCCAGGAAAUUACAAAUUUGUAUUUCUUGUUGGAAUACUUUGUGUUGUCAGACCUACUGCAGCUAUCCAGUGGUUUCCAUUGUGUGUUUAUCACCUUUAUUUAUCAAAAGAAAGUGCUUUCUUCAUUAUUUGGAAGCAGUACAUCCCAAUUGGAUCUUUGGUCCUACUUUUAUCAAUAGCAAUUGAUAGUGUUUUACAUGGUUCUUUUAUAAUAACAAGCUUUGAAUUUUUAAAAUUUAAUAUCAUAAAAGACAUUGCAACUUUUUAUGGAGUUCACCCUUGGUAUUGGUACUUAUCAUCAGGACUUCCCACUUUAUUGGGCAUUCAAAUUUUUCCUUUUAUACUUGCAGUAGUUCAUAUACUAAGAAAUAGAUAUAUUUAUCCUAAAGAACUUAUACUUUUGGCUUGUAUUGUCUUUACUGUAGGUGUUUACAGUAUUUUACCCCACAAAGAGUUUAGGUUUAUAUUACCACUUUUACCGAUAAUGCUUUAUAUAAACUCUAACUACUUAUCACAAUGGAGCCGUAAAAAAGAUAAAAAAGUUAUUUGGUUGGUAGUAGGAACCAUUUUCGUCAGCAAUUUAAUACCAGCUUUAUAUUUAAGCUGUGUCCAUCAAAGUGGGACAAUAGAUGUGAUGCUCCCUUUAAGAAAUUUAGCUUUAAAAAAUCCAAAAACUUCCAAUUUUUUAUUCCUAAUGCCUUGCCAUUCAACUCCUUUAUAUAGUCAUUUACAUGUAAAUGUCUCAACAAGGUUCUUAACAUGUGAACCGAAUUUAAAGAAAUCGGUUACUUAUAUUGAUGAAACCGAAAAUUUUUAUAAAAACCCGAAUAAAUGGCUAAGGGAUGAAUACCCUCCAAAAGGACCUCUUCCAUCACAUAUUGUAGCUUUCGAUGUUUUAGUACCAUUUAUUAAAGAUAUUUUAAGCAGAUACAAUUUAAUUUAUAAAAUUUUCCAUACUCAUGUUCCUAUAGAAGAAAAAAUUGGGACCUACGUAAUGAUUUACGAACUUAUAAAUUUUUAGUAAAACUCCUUCUAAUUUAGA
Messenger RNA from Agrilus planipennis (emerald ash borer), 1630 nucleotides. RefSeq names its product GPI mannosyltransferase 3 (gene PIG-B). Gene Ontology annotation, biological process: GPI anchor biosynthetic process. Bases 89 to 1609 code for a protein of 506 amino acids. The transcript is spliced from 8 exons. Gene Ontology annotation, cellular component: endoplasmic reticulum membrane. Lineage: Eukaryota; Metazoa; Arthropoda; Insecta; Coleoptera; Buprestidae. The record is from RefSeq and is a predicted model, not a curated record. Gene Ontology annotation, molecular function: alpha-1,2-mannosyltransferase activity.